This is a messenger RNA of Funneliformis geosporum, 798 nucleotides long. The record is from the annotation of a GenBank genome assembly. Lineage: Eukaryota; Fungi; Glomeromycota; Glomeromycetes; Glomerales; Glomeraceae.
AUGUCUCAAUUAGUUCUCGUCGCCUCAGCAAUGUCCGCUAUGCUUAAGACUCCCGUAAAAACAUAUGAUGAAUGCGUAGCUAAUGGAUAUGAGAUUUUACCUGCACAAAUUUUGGAUAUAAAUACCGUUCAUUCCUUAUUGUUGUUUAGACUUGGAACCGAGGAAAGAAACACUGAAUCCCGUGAACCUAGUGAAAGACCCAUACAAAUUUUUGUUAUAACUCUUUCAGGAGAAAGAUAUAAUAUCACGCAGAUGCGUCUUGAAUUUGCCGGUAAACAAUUAGAUGAUCGUCGAACUCUAGCAUCUUACAAUAUCCAACAGGAUCGUAAAUAUGAUUAUGACUUCACGAAUAUGAAAGAUGAAGGUGCAACAUUCAUUCGUGGUAACUUACCAUAUAACAGACCUUAUGGAUGGAAAAGAAUAGCACUCAAUGUUUCGGUAAAGCAUGGUUCUGAUGAUAAAUGGUUAGGUUGUGUUGGAAAUAGUUCUGAUGAAUGGCCAGUCUCUUACCAUGGUACUAAUAAAGAAUAUGCUGAUUCUAUUGCCGAUAAUGGUUGCCUACUUUGUAAAGGAACAAGAUUUUUAUAUGGGGAAGGAAUUUAUUCAACUCCCAAGAUUGAAGUAGCUGAAGAUCCAUAUGCGGUUGAAUUUGAUAAUUCAGGUGCCAAAUAUAAAGUUGUUUUUCAGAACAGAGUUAACCCUGCGGGGCUAAUCAAGCACGAUGAUAUUGCAUAUUGGGUUACACCAGAUGAAAAGAAUAUUAGACCAUAUGGGUUAUGCAUAAAAAAACUUCAAUAG